AUGUCGGCGCUGCAGUCUGAGCUCGACAAUGCGACACCUACCUCUCUCUCGAAGCGCAACAAGGAUCCUGCUUCUUGGCUUCCAACUGCGCCUGCUCGACACGCUCUAGAGUCCCACCGAGACACCAUCAACAGCGUCGCGUUUCAUCCGAUAUUCUCCUCCAUCGCAUCUGGGUCUGACGAUUGCACUAUUAAAAUAUGGGAUUGGGAGCUAGGUGAACUGGAGCGGACGAUCAAGGGCCACACGCGAGCAGUGGUGGAUGUGGACUUUGGAGGACCAAGAGGCGGUAUACUCCUGGCCUCGUGCAGCUCUGAUUUAAGCAUCAAACUAUGGGACCCGGCGAACGAGUACAAGAACAUACGGACCUUGCUGGGCCACGAUCACAGCGUCAGCGCUGUUCGUUUCAUACCACUGGGGGCUUCGGGGGCGCCGUCAUCGGGGAAUCUGCUUGUCAGUGCGAGUAGAGACAAGUCUCUGAAGAUAUGGGAUGUCAACACCGGAUACUGUGUGAGGACUUUACAAGGCCAUACCGCCUGGGUGCGAGACGUCUAUCCUUCUCCCGACGGGCGGUUCCUCCUCUCGACCGGAGACGACAGCACAGCUCGAUUAUGGGAUAUAUCUGCGUCAAACCCGGAAGCUAAAGUGACCAUGUUUGGUCACGAUCACUUCAUUGAGUGCUGUGCACUUGCGCCAUCUUCGUCUUACCAGUAUCUCGCACCCCUAACGGGACUGAAGAAGCCCCCACCUGCAAGCAGCACGGCGGAGUUUAUGGCCACGGGUUCGCGAGAUAAGACCAUCAAACUGUGGGAUGCUCGGGGCACCUGUCUGAUGACACUGGUUGGGCAUGACAACUGGAUACGGGCGGUGGUUUUCCAUCCUGGUGGCAAAUAUCUAUUGUCGGUAUCGGACGACAGGACUCUACGAUGUUGGGAUCUGAGCCAGGAAGGAAAGUGUAUCAAGGUGAUGAGGGACGCCCACGAACGAUUUAUUACCUGUCUAAGGUGGGCUCCGGGGAUAUUUAAAGACGUCCCCGCGACCCAGGGAGCGGGUGAUGGAAGGAAUGGUGACAGCAAGAAGACAGAAGCGCCAGAUGUCCAAAUCCGAUGUGUUAUUGCGACUGGAGGCGUGGAUAUGAAACUAAGGAUUUUCGCCAACUGA
Arthroderma uncinatum is the source of this 1158-nucleotide messenger RNA. Its product is annotated as nuclear distribution protein nudF. The transcript has a single exon. Bases 1 to 1158 code for a protein of 385 amino acids. The record is from RefSeq and is a predicted model, not a curated record. Lineage: Eukaryota; Fungi; Ascomycota; Eurotiomycetes; Onygenales; Arthrodermataceae. Gene Ontology annotation, molecular function: protein binding.